CUCUCUCUCUCUCUCUCUCUUCCUCCAUUGUGAAACGGAUUAGAGCUCGAUCUCAUACACAAUCUCAUUGUUGCUUUUGUUAAUUCUCUUCAAGGAUCUUGGAAAAUGGAGGUCCCAGCUGUGGACCAGAACAAUCUGAAGAAGGGAGGAGAGGAUCCUCCUCCAUCUACUGUUACACCCAAUUGGACUAUUGAUGUUUCAGAUGUGAGAACUGUAAAAGUGAGCAAUGUAUCCUUGGUUGCAUCAGAAAUCGAUAUCAGGGAGUUCUUUUCCUUCUCCGGCGAUGUCGAAUACGUCGAAACGCGAAGAAUUGAAUCUGAAAGGUCGCAGAUCGCUUACGUGACUUUCAAGGACUCACAGGGAGCAGAUACAGCUUUGCUUCUUUCGGGAGCGACGAUAGCCGAUCUUUCGAUCUCUAUAACACCCUGCGAGAAUUAUCAGCUACCUCCCGAAGCUUACGCACAAAUAACGCAAAAAGAAGGGAAGCUCUCGGCAACCGCGGAAUCCGCGGUGCGGAAGGCGGAGGAGGUGGUGAGCACGAUGCUGGCGAAGAGCUUCGCCGCCGGCAAGGACGCGCUCCGGCACGCCCGCUCCUUCGACGAGCGCCACCGCCUCCUCUCCAGCGCGUCCGCCACCGCCGCGUCCCUCGACCGCCGCAUGGGCCUGACCGACAAGUUCAGCACGGGCACGGCCGUCGUCGGCAGCAAGGUCAGAGAGGUCGGCGGCCAGCUCGGGGUGUCGGAGAAGGCGCGGUCGGCGAUCGCCGCCGCCGAGCAGACGGCCGCGGCUGUCAUGGGCAGCCGGUACGUGUCGGCGGGGGCGGCGUGGGUGUCCGGCGCGAUCGGGGCGGUGGCGAGGACGGCGGGGGAGGUCGGAUCAAUGACUAGGGAGAAGGUGGAGAAAGCCGAGGUGCAGAGGAGGGAAACAUGAGUUCAAUUUUCUUCCAUCUCCUUAAAUUACGCUUUAAAAAAAUGUAGACGAAGCUAAAUUUCGAUUUAAACUUCAAGGACCAAAUUCA
Molecule: messenger RNA, 1018 nt
Organism: Ananas comosus (pineapple)
Lineage: Eukaryota; Viridiplantae; Streptophyta; Magnoliopsida; Poales; Bromeliaceae
Product: binding partner of ACD11 1-like
Exons: 6
Coding region: 106-930 (274 amino acids)
Molecular function (GO): RNA binding
Source: RefSeq, a predicted model, not a curated record